This is a messenger RNA of Cebus imitator (Panamanian white-faced capuchin), 7541 nucleotides long. RefSeq names its product CUGBP Elav-like family member 2 (gene CELF2). NCBI's taxonomy places the organism in Eukaryota, Metazoa, Chordata, Mammalia, Primates, Cebidae. The transcript is spliced from 13 exons. The record is from RefSeq and is a predicted model, not a curated record. Gene Ontology annotation, biological process: mRNA splice site recognition; regulation of alternative mRNA splicing, via spliceosome. Gene Ontology annotation, cellular component: nucleus; cytoplasm; ribonucleoprotein complex. Gene Ontology annotation, molecular function: mRNA 3'-UTR binding. The coding region runs from base 718 to 2274 and encodes 518 amino acids.
UGCAUUGCCUGCUUCCAUUAGAUACCCUCCUCCAGGUGAAUGACACUCUGAUUUAUGAGAACUCUGGUGUGCCGAGUUAAAACAUUUCCAAGUCCUCGAUCUCGAUCCUAUGCAUCUAUGACCCAGGGUGGGACUAAGGGUCUUGACCUUGUCACUUUUCCUGAGGACAAGACAAGAGGAGCAGAUGAAUCCAACUGUGAAUGCAGUGUCCCAGAAAAGAGAGGCAAAAAUCCUUUUUAGUACACUGACCCAUCCCAAUUUGUGGUUAAGUCAUCUGCAAUGCUCGCUUGUAGUUUUAAUAGCAAAAGGCAACUGGGAAAUUGGUUUUGGUAUUAAAUCUAUAAGAAAAAGGUAAAUGAGUUCUUAGGUUGUUUCCUCCCCCACUCCCCAAUUUUUAAAGAUGGUAAUUAGGAGAACUAACACUAGCCAGGCUUGAGUGAAUGCAGACAAGACCCCUAUAGGCAGCACAGUGUAUUAGUGUAAAAAUAUGCAUAGACAACAUAACUUGUCAGAGAGGAUUAUUUCUACUUAGUGAAUCUGCAGGAGCCCCUUUGCUCUACUAUUCAGCAUUUGACUAGGGCCGAGAGUGGGAAGGGGGGGGGGAGAGAGAGAGAGAGGGAGAGAGAAAGAGAGGGCGCGUUAGUGAGCAGCCACUGUGGCAUUGAUGUUUGAGCGUACUUCUGAACUGGCUUUUGUUGAGACUAUCAGUAUAGAAGCAUGCGCUGUCCCAAAUCCGCUGUUACUAUGAGAAAUGAAGAGCUGCUUUUAAGUAACGGCACAGCCAACAAGAUGAACGGAGCUUUGGAUCACUCAGACCAACCAGACCCAGAUGCCAUUAAGAUGUUUGUCGGACAGAUCCCCCGGUCGUGGUCGGAAAAGGAGCUGAAAGAACUUUUUGAGCCUUAUGGAGCCGUCUACCAGAUCAACGUCCUCCGGGACCGGAGUCAGAACCCUCCGCAGAGUAAAGGUUGUUGUUUCGUAACAUUUUAUACAAGAAAAGCUGCACUUGAGGCCCAGAAUGCACUGCACAAUAUUAAAACUUUACCUGGGAUGCAUCAUCCCAUUCAGAUGAAACCUGCAGAUAGUGAAAAGUCAAACGCUGUGGAAGACAGAAAAUUGUUCAUAGGAAUGGUUUCGAAGAAAUGUAAUGAGAAUGAUAUCAGGGUGAUGUUUUCUCCAUUUGGCCAGAUAGAAGAAUGCCGGAUCCUCCGGGGACCUGAUGGGCUGAGUCGAGGCUGUGCGUUUGUCACAUUUUCUACAAGGGCAAUGGCACAGAAUGCAAUCAAAGCCAUGCAUCAGUCUCAGACCAUGGAGGGCUGCUCUUCACCUAUCGUGGUGAAGUUUGCUGACACUCAGAAGGACAAAGAGCAAAGGCGCCUCCAGCAGCAGCUCGCUCAGCAGAUGCAGCAGCUCAACACUGCCACCUGGGGGAACCUGACGGGGCUGGGCGGACUCACCCCGCAGUAUCUGGCGCUCCUGCAGCAGGCCACCUCCUCCAGCAACCUGGGUGCGUUCAGUGGCAUUCAACAAAUGGCAGGCAUGAAUGCUUUACAAUUGCAGAACCUGGCGACGCUGGCUGCUGCUGCAGCUGCGGCCCAGACCUCAGCCACCAGCACCAAUGCAAACCCUCUCUCUACCACGAGCAGCGCCCUGGGAGCCCUGACAAGUCCCGUGGCUGCUUCGACCCCAAACUCCACUGCUGGUGCAGCCAUGAACUCCUUGACCUCUCUCGGGACUCUGCAAGGACUGGCUGGGGCCACUGUUGGACUGAAUAAUAUUAAUGCACUAGCAGGUACCAUCAACAUUGCUCAAAUGCUCUCAGGUAUGGCGGCUCUGAAUGGAGGACUUGGCGCCACAGGCUUGACGAAUGGCACGGCUGGCACCAUGGACGCCCUCACCCAGGCCUACUCAGGAAUUCAGCAGUAUGCAGCGGCCGCGCUGCCCACUCUGUACAGCCAGAGCCUGCUGCAGCAGCAGAGUGCUGCUGGCAGCCAGAAGGAAGGUCCAGAGGGGGCAAACCUCUUUAUUUACCACCUUCCACAAGAAUUUGGAGACCAGGACAUUCUGCAGAUGUUCAUGCCUUUUGGAAAUGUUAUCUCUGCUAAAGUCUUCAUUGACAAACAGACCAAUCUGAGCAAGUGCUUUGGUUUUGUUAGCUACGACAAUCCAGUCUCUGCACAAGCUGCUAUCCAGGCUAUGAAUGGCUUUCAGAUCGGCAUGAAACGCUUGAAGGUGCAGCUGAAGCGCUCCAAAAACGACAGCAAACCUUACUGAUCCUAACCCCAGAGGCUCCCUGCUCUCAUUUUAGCUUUCUUAGGGUAAGUCCCACGAGCCAGCCUGUCUCAACAGGAAAGGCAGAGGAGGACCACAUUGCCAACUUUUACCAAGAGAGACGGUUAUUUUUACAAUAAGGCCUCCAUGUCCCCACCCACUUCCCCUACCCAGUUUGCCAUAAUUAAAACUUGGCCUACCUUGUUUCUAUUGAGUAAAUUCCUCCUCCAGUUGUGCCACUGUAUUCUCCUUUGUUUUGCAAUUUGAAUCUCCUUUUACCUUUUUCUUAAAUUUUUUUUGUUUUUGCUUUUUUAAAGAGAAGCAUAUACACAAAUAAAUGGCAUCUUGAGAAUUUAAAAGGCAAACAAACGCUAAUGUGCAAUUCUAACUCUGAAACCACUGGUGCCCCAAGAGCACUGCCUGGAGAAUUCACCCCUCCUUGCCCGGCACCCGCCCCUGGAGGGAGGGCCCGGCACUUAGAGGUUAACGGUGGCCUAGGAGAGGGAGAAGCCAGGAGAAGCACUUACUCCAACCACACGUCUUUCCACUACAUCGGCUUGUUUUACUAAGUAGGAUUUUAUUUUAGGGUUCAAAGAAACAUAACAUUUAUUGGUCAAAUUAUUACACUGGUUGUCUACUUCGUUAUUGUUUUAUUUUAGUUUUUAGAAAGGAUUAAUGUACAAAAAGAUUUAGAGAUCUGUUUCUUAAAGCUACAGGGUUUAAAAAAUAAAAAUGAGUGAAAAUACUUGAUGUUUCUUGAAAGAUAAAUUUAAUAAUAAUAAAUAAAUACAUAAAUACAUAAAUAAAAAAGCCACAGGCCUGUAAAUUUUAUUUGUAAAAAAAGCAUUUCUAUUUUUAUACAAAAUUUUUACUGCCUCAGAAAUAAUGGAAGUUAUUUAUUGCCUAUUGUUAACUUAUUGGGUACCUAAAGAGCAGUUCUCUGUCUAGCUAGAACCUUCUGAAGUAGUCUCUAGAGGAAUUGUUCUAGGAAUGGGCUUUUUUUCACCGUUGAACCCUAGACCUAAAGUUCAUGCUUUAUCUUCUCGUUGUUUGUAUCUGUCUGAUGAUUUUGUUCGUAACUUCCAUUAUCUAGUUUACAGUUCAGUCGUCUGACUUUCCCCGUAUGUCACAUUUGUUGAAACUGGACCCUCUCCCCUGUCCCUCACCCCACAACAUCCAGAAUCCAUCCCCUCACUCUCUCCAGAUGGAUUCUCUUGGGGUUUCAUUGUGCUGUGGAUAAAGAGUGUAAGAAAUGCAAAUUAUGUGAAUGGCUCGGAGACUCCCUAAUGACGGAAGAUUUGCAUUAGAUUUUCUCCUGCACCCUUAAAAGUUAUUUUGUUGCUGCUGCAUAGAUUCUGUGUAACUUUUUACUCUUCCUUGUUUUUUCCCUAGACAUCUUCAUGCCCGUUAGUUCAUCGUUUGCCUAGCAUGUCCCUGUGGCGUCUCAAAAAAAAAGUUUCAUCGUCCCGUCAUUGUUUCUGAUGUCUUUCUGACCUCACAUCAUAUUUGGUUCUCCUACUGACCUUUGAUCUAGUUUGACCUUUGAAAUUUGCAUGUGACCUCAUCUAGCUAUGAAUUCUGGGAAGUCAAUGUGAAAAACAUUGCUGCAUUCAUGCAAGACUGAAAUUUAUUAGACAAAUUCAUUAUAGAAAAAACCUGUGGCAAAAAUGUUUUUUUCUUAUUUUUUUUCUUUUCAUAAAACAGACUUGAAAGUAUUAUACAGGGAUUGGCAUUCUUCCCGGUCACUGGUAACAAUAGCAAUAUGUGUCCAGGGACACAGAAUGUUGGUUUCUAACAGACUACUUCCAAAAACAGUUUGAGAAAAAAACUGUCUGAUUUUAAGUCUCUAGAGGUCUGUAAUAGUUUUUACAUUUUUCAGGCAGUGUAAAGUUUUUUGAUAAGGCCAUUUUAGGUGGCUCACUUUCUCAUUAAGAUAUAUAUAUAGAACCACUUUUUGUAGAUUAGUAUAAGAAAAAUAUUUACCCUGUUUUGGGGCAAAUGCUACCUAUUUGUGUCACCUUUUGCUGAACUCACAGUUAGACAAUCCAUGGUUUAAUGCACAUGAAAUUACCUAUAUUUUAUACUGUUUCAAUGUACAGGAGAAAGGUUACUGUAAACUGUGUUAUGUUGGUGCUUCUGUGAAUUAAGUUGUGGUUUCAUCAUGAGUCUUAUGGUCUUAAUGUUCUUUGUUGAUAAGACAAGUUUAGAAUUGGUUUACUUAAUAAAAAAAAGAAUUAAAAAAAAAAAAAAAAGUUGUUUGCUUAAAACAAAUUUCAUGUGAGGGGGAAAAAAAAAACCUAUUCCAGAAUAAGUUUUGUGUUGGCUUGUGAAGCAUUGAUGUCAUUUUUUUUAAUUGUGAACUAUUUAGAUGUGUUUGUGUUCAGCAAAAUGUGAUCUGUUUUUUCUUUUAAAGAAAAAAAGUGAAAAUAUAUAGUGCCAAAUUCCAAAGGUACUUCCUUCCUAGAGCUUCAGUGUGUUUCUUGUGAGAAGUAAUUUGAUAACAUGGGUAUUUUAUUAUGUGUUUUGUAUAAAUCCCUAAUAUUUAAAAAAAAAAAAAAAAAAGGUUAAAAACUUUGUUAACUUGCUAUCCUGUGGUCUUGUUGCCUGAAAUUGUUAUUGUUUGUUAUUUCUCUAAUGUUUUUUGUAAGACAUUGUAUAAGUGCCCAUGUCCCACUUUUUUAACCACUCCACACAUCAGUGCUGUGAAGGCAACCUCACCAUGUAUUUUCUUCAUAAUCUAUGGAAACCUCUAAGGUGAGAAAGUUUUGAACUUUUAACCCUUUCUAACCAGAGCUAUCUGGAAUGUUAACCUUUUCUACUGUCAUGAUUUGAGUUUGUUUUGGGGUGUUUCUAAUUUGGAUAUUUUUCCCUGCAUCUAUCCUCUAAGUUGUUUCCAAUGACUACUUUUUCUUUGGUUAAGAUCCAAAAGAAUUAAGAUCCAAAAGAUUCCAUGAGGCCAAUCUAAAGGGAAAAAAAAUCCUAUACUACUUUUGAUUAUUUCUCAUUGUUUUUUGGAAAAGAAUUCCUACUGUGCUACUAGAAUUCCUUCUGGAGUUUUAAUUAGUAAUUGGAUAAACCCUGAGGGAAAACGGAGGUAGAUUCAGCACCUAACAAUCCUGUAUGCUUUUGAGAUCACAUUUAGCAGUGUGUCCUAGUCUACAAUAGUUUCAUAUACUGUGCAGUAAAACGACUUUGUGGCAGGAUAGUCUCGUGAGGGGUUUUGCUUUUGUUUCUUAACUACUCCUAAAUACUGUUUCUAAUCAGCCAUUAUGCUGGGGCAUCUCCGACCCCAGUAGAUACCUCUGAAUAUACCAGGUGUCUGGAGUUAGAAGCCCAUCGCCCUUUUCCAGCCUUCUUGUUUUUCUUUAAUUGAACGCAUUUAAAGGGGACUGACCAUCUAAGUAAAGCUCAGUUCUUUAUCGCAAUUUACUGACCAAAUACCUAGCACCAAUUCCUGCUGCCACUUUUUAAAGUGCCAUAUGACUUUCUGUGAACAGGUACCUUGCUGUCUUGACAAAUCCUAAUGUCACACCUACUGCCCCAACACAAACUCCAGCCUUCCUCUCUAGCAUGCCCCGGAAGCUUCUUGAUCUCAGCUCCCCUUCCCCGCUCAGCACCCUGUUAGGAUCAGUGUGUGUGGAUGUGAUAGCCCUGGGAUGGAAAGGACUAGCCUCUACUGAUGCAAAAAAAAAUUAAUAACAAACGUUUCCUUCUUAAAGCACAUGCACUUACAAUGACAUGAUUUGUAUUGUCGUCACACGUGUUUACUACUGCUGGGGCCUUCCUUCAUCCUCUGAGGGCUAUUUUGUACUUCCUGCAGCAAUCAGCUUAGUAACAAGUUACCACAUCUGUCUCUCUGAGAAGACGAUGUGUGUCAACACACACAUGGAAACACAAGAGCCCACCACUUGAAUUUCUAAGGCUAUUUCAUUCUGAAACUCCUUAUCAAUUAAAUAAACCUCAACGAAAAACAAUUUUGAUUUCUUUACUGAAGCAGAUGCCCCUCCCCAUUUCCCUCUCAACCCACCUGCAUGCAUCUCCCCCAGAGGAAACACUGAGGGCAGGGGACAAGAGGCUCAGGACCCACACUCCCAGUCGAGUGUUUCUUCUUCACGAGUAACCAAGAGAGGACAUGAGGGGGAAAGUCCUUUUUUGCCCUUCUCUAAAAGAUAACUUUCUUCUUCAGAGACAAACUGUCCUUCUAUCCACUUGAUCUUUUAGUAUCAAAAGGACAAAGCUGCAAGGGUGCAAAGGGCCUAUGCCAGAAGAAAACACACAGGGAAACUGCUUUUUUAAUCAAAUGUAGAGAAUAGUUAUUUGUAAUCUAAAUUAGAGAAUUGUGAUACAAUGGCAGUCCUCAAAGGCUUAAUGAGUUCAUCUUUCUUUCACCAUAGGGGUUAGAGUUCUUUGGCUUGUGCUACUCUGGAAUCAUUUCACUGUUUGUUUUUAUUAUCUUAAGUGCUAAUUAAAAAAAUAAAAUUUUAAAAAAAACUUGUAGUUUCAUUACCUUUUUGAAUAAUGUCAUACAAAAAAUGUAUUUGUGUUUUUUUUGUGCUGUGAGAAUUGAUGUUUAUAGAUUAAUAAUCAUUUUGUUUAGAAUUACAAACUAGUUUUUAAAUAUUGUCUGAGAAAAGCCAAAGUUAAUGCACCCUAGUGGAAACUGUAAGACCAUUUGAGUAUUGUUUGUUUUAUUGAUGCAUUUGGAUUUUGUUGUUUGAUGGAAUUUGAGCCAAAAAAAGAAAAAUACGCAGGCUUUCCUAUUUCUACAACUGAUUGUACUUAAGCAUUUUGUACCAGUGGAACUUUUUAUACUGGAGAUUAAAAAAAAGUGGAAAUUUUUGUGGCUUACUCUGGUGGGCCCCUGACAAUGACUGAUUUCAAGUUUGAUUUUGGGUUGAUAGAAAGUUGCUUUUCUUUUGAGAAUUAAAAACUUUGGCUUGAUUUCUUUUUUCCCUUUGCUUAUAUCUAGCAUUAGAAUUUUGUCUUAAAAUAACAGCGGUAAGUUUCACUUUUUAUUCUGUAUUGUGCAGUUAACACAAUAAGGUAAUUAGAUAUUUAGAAGUACUCAGUCACUUUAAGUGGAUAAAUGUAUUAGUUAAAACUUUAGGGUUUGCUUUUUUGCUGUUUAGAUCAAAGUUUUUUCUGAUUCUUCUGUCCUCAUUGUGAACAUAACUGUGUAGUUGAAACAGUCAAACUUAUUUUUGUAAUGUAUGUUAUUGUGUGAUGCAGUUUUUUGCUUCUGUCUCCAAUAUUAAACCAUUUUCCUAAUA